AUGGCAGAUGUGGUUGUUAGUUCGUAUAGCAACUCCACCGCUUCUAAUUUUUCGAAUCCGUCAUCGUCAUGUCGGCACCUGACGACGUCUGUUGGUCAUAAAGAUGACGUGAAAAAUGGUUGUAAAAAAUCUUUGGUCAAUCCGCUUGCCAGUACAAAAAACAUCACUAAUAUCAGGACUGCUUACGGCGGGAAAGUUGUCAACGAAAUUACAUUAAAAAAUGAUGGUGAAGAUGAAGAGAAUGAUGAAAGUGACGACGACGAUGACGACAAAGAAUAUUUCAACAAAACUUUCCCAAAUGACAAACAUCUUCCUAAUAAUUUUCGUGAAAGAAAGGUCCGACUCUCGUCAUUAAGAGUUGAUGCUGUUCUUAGUGCUGGCCUAAAUAUCUCUAGAAGUAAAAUAGAUGACUAUUUCCUUGGUAGCAAAUUGAAAUUAAACGAUGGAAAGGUUCUUAAGAAGAGUCUCAAAGUUAAAGAAGGAGACUGCAUAGAUUUAACGACGGCCACUGAAGAUGGCGCUAAAGUCACUAAAAACAGCGCCAGCAAUUUAGACAAUGCCGCCGAUUGCGAUGAACCACAAAAAUUAAGAAAUAAGAGAGUUAGGAUUGUUAAAGUACUAGAUAAAGAUUCAAAGACUAAAAAAUAUACACUGUAUUUGAGGUCAUGGAAAGCUGGCAUUGUGUAA
Messenger RNA from Helobdella robusta, 687 nucleotides. RefSeq lists its product as hypothetical. The record is from RefSeq and is a predicted model, not a curated record. The transcript has 4 exons. Bases 1 to 687 code for a protein of 228 amino acids. NCBI's taxonomy places the organism in Eukaryota, Metazoa, Annelida, Clitellata, Rhynchobdellida, Glossiphoniidae. Gene Ontology annotation, molecular function: RNA binding.